GGAAUAAUAAUUUAAAGAAAGAGAACUCUACAACAGGAGACUUCCAAUAACAAACUGACCACAUUUUAAAAAACAAAUUCAGAAAUUUAACAUAAGGUUCAAUAAAAUGGCAUCAAAUUUUUCCAAAUUCUUUGAGUAUAUGAAACUUAUAGGACAUCUCAAAGUAAGUUAAUCAGAUGAAAAGUUAAGGCUUAAAUCAGUUUGUUUUAGUUUUAUUAAAAGGGCAAUCUCCACCCCACCACCGGCUAGCACUGACUCCGGCGCUGUUAUGAGUAGCACACCGCUCACACUGAAUUCACAAUUGUUGUUCGUCAGUCUGAAGUCGAACAUGACCAUUUUAAUCAUCAGAUUUGUGCUAGUUCGACUGUGGGUGCGCAGAUGGCUAAUGAAGCCGAUUCUGGCACGAAAUUUUGUUGUUCAGUAGAGUGCAGGGGAAUGAUGGGGGCGGGGGCAUCUCCGGUAGCAGAGUCAGUGUCAGACCGGGCCUUCCUGGCAUGAUCAUCUGCAGUCACUGUUCUGCCAACUUCAUGUUGCAUGGAGCGCCUGUGUAAAGAGUAAAAUGGAACGCCAUGAUGUUCGAUCCUUUGCUUUUUUCUCCCACGUGUCUGGGUUUAUGUCGAAACACUUUCAGUUUCAGUGAGGCUUUUAGGUUGUCUUUACACUUUACAACUAAAAUGUUUCUUCUGCCAGCCUACAGACCACUUUCCUUGUUCGAGCUCACCAUAUAAAAUUCUUUUGGGCAGACAGCCGUCUGACAUUCUCACAACAUGUCCCGCCCAGCGAAGCUGGGACUUCAUCUGUGUAAGCACCUCAGUGUGUGGGACUCUGUCCUGCCAUUUAAUGUUGAGGAUUUUUCUAAGUCUUGUUGUAUGAAAGUGGUUCAGCAUUCUUGCAUGGCGUUGUAUACCGUCCACGUUUCACAGGCAUAGAGAAGCGUAGGGAGAACAGCUGCCUGCACUGAUAUACUUUCAGUUUAGUGGUCACCGAUAGAGUUACACACACUAGUGAUGCUGACACAGUCACAUUACUUACCACAGUUACAUUGAUUCACAAUCAGGCCAGUGUGCUGAGUGUCAUAGUUAUCCACAUUCACAACACAUAAAGACUAAAACUUAAGUGGCCGUCCAUUAUGUCAACAAAAUAGGGUAAAUAAAGGGAAGGUGGUUGUAAAAAUUUAGACAGUAAUUAAACUUGACGUCAACAAUAUUAUAAUAAUAAGUUGUCUUUGUUAUAAUUAUAUACAUAUAAAUAAUUAGUUGUCUUUGUUAUAAUUAUAUACAUAUAAAUAAUUAAUAGGCCUCCAUAUUUUGUUGCAAAAGAUUUGAAUCUGUCAAUUUCAAAUUCAAUAACAAUGAGUAUAAAUCAAUGAUAAUGAUGCACUAUAAAUUUGAUAAAAAUUGUUAACUUUUAAUUUCAAAUAUUCAGAACAGCACCAAAAUUUUGUGUUAUAGGACCUAACAAGUCUGCUCCUCAAAAAAAAAAGAUGUUGCUAAUUUGAAUGGCUUCCAAAGACAGAUUGAGGUGAUAGCAAUUAUUGCACAAAUAGAGAAUGCUAAUAUUUCAAGCGCUGAAUCGCUAGACACAAGGAUGAUGUCAGCCAGUUACCUGACCACUGAUAUUAUCGAUAUGACAAUGAUUAUCUGAUAAAUUCAUCGGUUGCUUGUGGUGCACUAUUACAAAGGAAAAUUCUUCUUAUCAAUGUGAAUGAAGAUGAAAAAAACUAGAGAAAUAAAUUCACUAACAAUAAUAUUUAAACCUUAUCAGUUCCUUUAAUAAAUUAUGCAAAAUAAAAUUGACUUUUGUCUCAGAGAAUUUUUUAAAAUGUGAUAAUUUUUUUUAUUAUAGAUCCAUAUUUAUUUACUUAUUUUUAUUUUCUCUAUAUUAACUUAAUUUUAUUUUCUUGGUGGGGUGGGGGACAAUUGUUGACGUAAUUAAUUUAAAGGUCCCUGGUGUUUAACAUUUAUUGAUAAGGGGGAGGGAGGGGGAAAAAUUGCCUUAAAAUGAUUGACAUAAUUAAUGGAACACCCUAAACACUACAGACAGUAAACACUACACUACCCUAAUGGCCUAGUAGUAAUACUAUUAAAUUUAAGGUUAUAAGUAUAAUAUUGAUAUAUCAAUCAUUCAUGUUUUGUAAGAUUAAGUAAUAAGAAUCAUAAGAUGGAGUUGCGUACAAAAUUUAUAUAUCCUGCCCUCUCAAUUAUUUUUCGCUUUAUAAUCAUCAGCUUAUUGCCUUUUUAUGAGAUCGUCUGUUAGCAAAUAAUACAACUACCAGUCAUACAUGGUCUUUUUAAACUCACUGACCAACUUCUUCCAGACUACUAGAUCCCUUUACUUCCCAAGCCGGCCAAGCACAUGAAUUAUUUAUAUUUUAGAAAAUGCUGAUGUAUGGUGUUCAAAGCAAUUUUUAUAAAUUAAAAAAAAUUAAACUAAAUCAUUCAGGCCUAAUAAUUUUAUUAAUUUUACUACUUAAAAUUUUUAGCUGCCUCUCGCCAUGGAAAAAGUCAACAAUUGGUGGAAAAUGCAACAGAACAAUAUUGAUGUUGUUACUUAUAAUAAUAAAUUAUUUAAAGAAUACAUUUGUACAUGAAGUUUAUAUUAUGCAUUGUUUACCUGUUUUUUAAAAACUAAGACAUUAGUAUUGUCUCAAUCAAAAUUUCCCUAACUUUUCAGGCUACCACUCAGUUGGUAAUAGAAUGACUUUGAAACCCAUGCCUUAAAUAGAAACAUAUCUCUCCAUUUCCCCCACUCACCCAAAUUUUUUAACCCACCAGCUACUAGAGCUAAUUCCUCGAGAUAACUAUUACAUGUUAACAUAGUCUUUAAAUUUUUGGUCAAAAUGAUUAAUUAUAGUCUGAUUGUAGACAUACUAUUUUUAAUGAGUAAUUUAUGCUAAAAUUACAUUUGAUGACAACAUUUACAAAAAUGUUUGUGCUUAUAUAAUAUAGCGUGGUUAAAAAAUAUUUACAGGAAAUGAAUUUUCCUAAAGUGGUCCUCUCCACUUCUCUUGUACUAGAGAGCCCUCACCUGAGAGUUACUGGCCAUUUGGCAAGCAUUGGUAUAACAUAUUUAUACAUUAAAAUUUCGUUUGAAUCAUUGCGUACCAAUUAAAAUAAUCACCCUUUUCAUUUUCCUAUUUUUAAAAUGUGAAUUUUAAAUUUUGAAUUAUUGAAAAAAAAAGGAUAAAUAUUAAUUCUCUAUUAUUAGUUUGAUACACAGAUUUUUUAUAACAAAAAUGUUCUCUUUUUUAUAAACAGCAAGUGGAGAGAACUGGGUGGGUGCGCAACAGCGUGAAAAAUCCAGAGAGCGUGGCAGAGCACAUGUACAGAAUGGCAAUGAUGGCGUUUGCGCUGCCCUCAAAUUCUGGUCUUGAUCGAGAUAAGUAAGAGCCACCAAUAAAGAAAAACUUUGUCAUUAAUACAAUUAACUGCAAUUUAGUCCAUUUAUUUUCACAGCUGCCUGCUUGAAAAGAAAAUUGUACAUGAAUAACUAGAAAAUUUUGUAUGUCAUUACCAAUGAAUGAGACAUGAGUACUUUGCCAUAUUGGAACUUUAAGAUUCGUUGACACAUUUCAGCCAGGCAUUGACAGAAAUGCAGUGAACAAAAAUGUUGAGAAUGUUGUAUACAACUGAGUAUUUAGAAUUUUACAGAUAUAAAUCUUAUUCCUGAUGUACGUCCCACUUGUCAAAUUGAUGUCCCAGAAUUAACACCAACCUUACCCACUGUACAGACCACACUUAAAAUGUACCAAGUAAUUACUUAACUAGGAUUUUUUUCUUGAUAGUUAUGUUAAAUAGUUAAUGUACAAUUUACCACGACAUCAUAAUAAUUUGGUGAUGUAUAUUCUUACAUCACAACAUCAUAGAAGUCCCUUCCACCUUCACCUCAUUAAAUAAAAUAAAAAACAUAUAAUCAUCAUCCAUGACUGCUGGCUGUUAGGUUGGCAUGACCUAAGUUGGCACUUCUUUCAAUGUUAGUUUUUUUUCAUUGUUGCUCAUUUUAAUUCCGUUAAUUUAAAAAUAAAAUAAUAAUAAAAAGAAGAACUUUCAGACAGAUGCUUAAUUGAUUUUGUAUUACUUUAUACCAAAUGAUUAUGUGAAAAAUAAUCAAACUAGUAACUGGUGCAUACACAGAAAACACAUUUCCUAAAACUUACAUUUCUGAUUCUGCAUAUGAUUGACAUUAUUUUGAAAAUUGAACAGAUGCAUUAAAAUUGCCCUUGUCCAUGACAUGGCAGAAAGUGUGGUUGGUGACCUUACUCCCUGGUGUGGAGUUAGUAAAGAUGAAAAAAGCAAGAGAGAAAAGGUUAUUAUUAUUUUUUUUAACAUUUAUCCUAUGUGGAUUGAUUCAAAAUAAUUGGGCCAAUGUUUUAAAAAAUAUAAAAAACUGAUCCGACCUUUGAUCAGAAAGUUUAACAGUAUAGUAUAGCCACACGAGGAACGGAAAAUCCAAUUUGAAAUGAGUGCUUGAUUUGAUCAUUAAACUCUAAAACAUAUGUCAAGGGUUUACGUGGAGAAAUCAACAGUUCAUCAUUCAGAAAAAUUGUCUUUUGAACUCCAAUUGCAAACUUACUCAGAGUUAAUGAAAUAAAUCAACAUUUUGUCAUGAAAACUUGAUAUUUUUUUUUUAGUUGUCACAUCAAUUGUUUAUAAGUUCAGGAACAAAAAAGGUUUGUUAAUUAGUGUUUGUUUAUAAUUUGCAAUUUUAACAAAAAUUGUCUUCUUUUACUUCUAGUCUUGGUAAAAUUAAAUAGCAAGCGACCAAAUGCUCAUACUUUCAUUAAGGCAGGAAUAAUUCACUGCAUAUAUUAUCAAUAAGUCGGAUAUCAUUCUCUGCAUAUAUGAAAACUAAGGCAUAAUUCACUGCUUAUAGCCUUAUUCUAUCAUUAAGGUGAGUAUAAUCAAGUGGUCAUAUUUAGGCAGCCAUAUUCAUGUAGGUCAAAAUCAAGCUGUACUAUUUUUUGUCAAAGUUACAAAAUUAACAGAAACAAGUUUUUAUAAGAAAGAUCCUAUACAGUUUAUACAGUAGUUACAAAUGUUGAUUUAUUUCUCCACAGGAUGCCACACAUCACAUGUCCAGCUUAGUGUCAGAGGAGGCAGGACAAGAAAUGUAUCAGUUAUGGCUGGUAGGUUAAGAUACAUUGAACACUGGUGCACACAAUCAGCCAGGAGCUUAAUGGACAGAAAACGGGGGGGGGUGGAGGGGGAAUAAAGUGAAGAAAGGGGAGGGGCAUGAAACGAGGAGGGGGUGGUUGUACCUGUAACAUAUUAGUGGUUGUACCGGUUGCCUAUUAAUGGUUGUACCUGUAACAUAUUAGUGGUUGUACCGGUUGCCUAUUAAUGGUUGUACCAGUAACAUAUUAGUGGUUGUACCUGUUGCCUAUUAAUGGUUGUACCUGUAACAUAUUAGUGGUUGUACCGGUUGCCUAUUAAUGGUUGUACCUGUAACAUAUUAGCGGUUGUACCGGUUGCCUAUUAAUGGUUGUACCUGCACCAUAUUAGUGGUUGUUCUGCAACCUAUUGGUGACUGUACCUGUAAACUAUUGGUGGUUGACCAGUGGUCAUUUAUUAAAAUGCAAGUCAGUAGCUGAAGGUCAUAAUUUCAACAAGUUAAGAGAAAAAACUUUUUAAAACCGUUGAUUCCCCCCCCCCCCCACCCCAAACCACCACAUUUGAUCUUCCCCAGCCAUUUACUACCCAUCCUCCCUUGACCUAAUAAAUGUAAGACAUUCAGUCAACACUAAGAGACAUAAGUUGUUCAUUCAAACAUUUUAUAUUUGAUGUACGACAGUGAGUAGUUUGAAACUGUAAUAGAGAGUUGUAUAAAACGUGCAGGAGUAUGAAGAUCAGACCAGUCCAGAAGCCAAAUUUGUGAAAGACCUGGACAAGUUUGAAAUGUUGUUCCAGGCCUAUGAAUACGAAAAUCAGCUUAGCAAGCCCAAGAGCCUCCAAGAAUUUUUUGAUCACACAUUAGGUAAUAUUUGAUUUUCAUUGGGAAUUGACGAAGAUCAAAUUUGCUGCCAUAAGCCAAACCUUAUCCUUGAAAUUUUUAAUUACUGUUAUUUGAGCAGUAGAGAAAAUAACUUAUUUGUUCUAUAGCUUUUCUAAAUGUUCAUCCUCCUUAGGCUAAAAAUAUUGCCUCAUUUACACUGAGCUAAGUUUCCCAACCUUUUCUUUACUCUCCACCCCUUAGAAUUGUUUGACUAAAUCCCAUCCACCCUGCCACAGUAACAAUGCAUUGACCAAUAUUGACAAAAACUGUGUUAAGAUUUAAGCAAAGAAUUUGAUUUACAAUUUUGAUAAAUAGAAAAAAAUGUAUAAUUUUAUUGAACAGGAAAAAUUUAAAAUCAAAACAAACUAAUUGGAUAUCAUUUAAAAUCUGGGGGACACCUAUAGAUUCUUUACACGCAACAGGUGUCAGCUCUACGUUGGUCAGAUCAGACAUCGAGUGUCAGUUAGCUCUCUGUUAUGAACAACAAGCUCUAGGUGGUUCAUCCUAUACUCUGGAUAAAUUUAAACGAUAUAAAGUAACUUUUUGAGUGCGACGUUUUUGUGUCACAUGUAAGGGCACUUGAAGGUAGGGGCAUAGGGGAACUCGCCCCGGGUGCUAACAUCAUGGGGGUGCCAGAAUACUCUAUAGGUAGGACAUAGGAAAUAAAUCAAUAAAAUUCCAUGUUCUUCACGCACACAAGGGACACCAAAAUAAUAUUUUCUGUUUUCUUUUUUCUAUAUAUUGGUGGGUGCCAUUUUCAGACUUCGUCCUUAGCUGUCAUUUGCCUCAGCACAACCCUGUUCAAAUGUUUUUUAAAAUUUUUUUUUUACCCGUUAGGUAAGUACACAUUUUCCACUGAACUGGUCAAUGAUUGGACUAAGGAGCUUGUGUGUCAGCGUGAUGAUUCAGAACCAACAUUGAAAGGGACUCCUGACGGCAAGUCUGAGAGAUCCAGUCUCCCAUCCCCCCCUCUGUUAAAGAAAAGGAUAUUGGAGCAAAAGUCAGAAGAGGCUCUGCAGUAGUUGGGACAGUCGUAUUUCUUCUCAGGUGGAUUUUCUUGUUCUUUCUUAACUGUUACGUGGAUUGUAUGGUGUUAAGUCUGAGAGAGCAGUUUCAGUCAACAAAAACUUGGUAUGUGUAUAUAUGUAUAAUAUAUAUAAAAAUAUAUAUAUUACAAAGGCCUUGUACAGAAUGUUCACUUGUGCUCACAUGUAAGUAAAUAAUACACACAAAGAAACGGGUGUGAAAAAGAUGCAAAUCAGUAAAAAACAUUUUUUAAACAAUUAUUUCCUUCUCUUCUCAGGGAAUAAAACAAACAAAUGGUUCUUCUGAUCCAUAAUAUUUAUAUUCUGAAGCAAAAUUUUAAAACUUAAUUUUUAUUUUGAUGGAACAUUAGAGCACACUUAAAAAUAAAAAAAAAUGUUUUUAUUAUGAAGUCAUGUGAUGCAAUUCUUUAAAGCAGAAAUGUUUGAUAGCAUUAACAUGAUAGUCUUAAUCCAUUAUUUUAUUAUAGAUUUGUCCAAUAAAAUACGGCCUUGUAAAUAAAAAUCUUUUAAAAAUAUCUUUUGAGUUAUUGUUUCCUUUUAAACAUAGAGAAAAGAUGGAACUGACCUUUAACCCUUUGUGUCUUAUGGAGAUAAGGAA
Lymnaea stagnalis (great pond snail) is the source of this 7635-nucleotide messenger RNA. The record is from the annotation of a GenBank genome assembly. Lineage: Eukaryota; Metazoa; Mollusca; Gastropoda; Lymnaeidae.